This is a messenger RNA of Musca domestica (house fly), 1708 nucleotides long. Its product is annotated as pancreatic triacylglycerol lipase-like. Lineage: Eukaryota; Metazoa; Arthropoda; Insecta; Diptera; Muscidae. Gene Ontology annotation, molecular function: lipase activity. Gene Ontology annotation, biological process: lipid metabolic process. The coding region runs from base 22 to 1179 and encodes 385 amino acids. The record is from RefSeq and is a predicted model, not a curated record. The transcript is spliced from 6 exons.
AGAAGUUGGGUGUUACCGAAAAUGUUGUUAAGACAUUUACAAAUAAUUUCAAAUAUUUUUGUAUUUAUAAUUCUGAUUAAAGGUUUUACAAAUGGCAAUCCCUUUGUGGGCCUAUUCGAUCCGAAGUGUGUUGUCAUCCAGGGUGACUGUCCCAAUGAGAAUGUUACAUUUUGGCUUUAUACAAAUCAAACACAAAAUACUCCCCUGAAAUUGGAUCCCUUGAAUCUCUCCCCCGAACUCUUCCAACCCGCCAAACCCCUGUACAUAAUUUUACAUGGUUACACUGGAGAUCGUGAUUUCUCGCCGAAUACGUAUAUACGGCCAGCUCUAUUGGAGACACAAGAUGUCAAUGUAAUUUCCGUGGAUUAUGGUCCAUUGGUUCCAUACCCCUGCUAUUUUGCUGCCGUACAAAAUCUACCAUUGGCCAGUAAAUGUUUGGGCCAUCUCAUCAAUACCAUGGUCGAGCAGAAUAUUGUGGAAAAUGAUGAUAUUCAUGUUAUUGGUUUCAGUUUGGGGGCCCAGGUGGCGGGACAGACGGCCAAUUAUCUCAAGAGACGUUUAAAAAGGAUAACAGGUCUAGACCCCGCCAAACCCAUGUUCGUCACCGUUGGCUCGGAUCGCAAAUUGGAUGCCACAGACGCGGAAUUUGUUGAUGUCAUACACACGGAUGUGCUGGGACGUGGUAUGUUAAGGUCUAUGGGCCAUGUGGAUUUCUAUCCAAACAUUGGUCCCUAUCAACCGGGCUGUCAAACGGACAACAUGGAGGAUCCCGGCAGCUGUAACCAUGAUCGAGCGCCUCAGUAUUAUGCCGAAUCUAUAAGAAAUCCGGAAGGUUUUUGGUCCUACGCCUGUCCCAGUUGGCUGCACAAUGUCUUCGGUCUGUGCAAUCCCUAUUCAAAUGAUGAAAUAAUGGGGCAUCGGGUUAAGAGGAGUGCCUCCGGUUCGUACUUCCUCAAGACCCGUGAUAAGUCCCCCUUUGCCAUGGGCAAACUUCAAUCCCAAAAUAUGAAUGGACGCCGUCAGCCCAUACUCUAUGACUACAAGGAUAUUUACGAUGACGAUUUCGAACCGCAACUGCGAAAAGCCUUUGUUGACUGGACGGAUUAUGAUUUUGUUGAAUUUCGAAAAAUGACACAUUUCGAUGAGCGAUCAAGUUACAAAACCGUGAGAACGGAUUAAAAACAAAACACCAGCAUGCAAUUACGAUGGCAUUUUAGAACUAAAGCACAAAAGGCAAACUUGACCUAUUUAGAUGUAAAAAAAUAUGAUUAUUUAUAUUUAUUGUAGAUUUAAAAAAUAUAUUUAUAUUCGAAGCCAUAAUAAAUAAACGCGAGUUUUAUUUCGAGUUGGUGUCUGGUGAAAAAUGUUUGUCACGAAACGCUUUGUCUUCUUGCUGUUCGAAUGUAAGCUUCUGGGGAAACAUAUCAAAAUUUUGAAAGUAAAAAAAUUAAUAAUUUCUUGAAGUCCUCAUUACGUUUAGAAUAAUUAAUGGUUUUCCGUGUUAUUUUGCCGAAAAUAAAUGUCCAAACAAGGAUGUUGGAUUUUGGCUCUACAAAAGGUAAAACCUAUUUUUUUUUUUUGUUUUAGAAAAAAUUCUAAAGUUUCUCUCUUCACAUUUCCAGCAAUUCCCCAGAUACUCCCUUUUUGUUGGACCCUUUGAACGUUACAGAGGACCUGCUGCAGCCACAAUCUUCUUUGGAAAUUCUAA